AUGGGCUAUGAAACCAAUGUGACUUUUGGAGUACCGAUCUACAAGGCAUGGAAAGACCUUCUGUCUACAGCGACCGAGCAGGUCGAUAUAGCAUCGUUUUAUUGGUCUCUUACUGGUGAGGACAUCGGUGUCAAGUCUCCCACUGACCAGUUUGGUAGAGACUUACUGGAACAAUUAAAAGUGCUGCCAAAAAGAAACGUGUCCGUAAGAGCCGUGAGCAGCAUCCCUUCUGUGGCGGCCAACUCAACAGACCUGGACAUUCUGAGAGAAUAUGGAGUACACGUCAGACGAAUUAACUUUGGCAAACUGACACGAGGAAUUCUUCACAGUAAGUUCUGGAUUGUGGACGGGAGACAUAUCUACAUCGGCAGUGCUAACAUGGACUGGAGAUCUUUAACACAGGUGAAGGAACUUGGAGUGGUGAUUUACAACUGCACCAGUCUGGCCACAGACCUCCAGAAGAUCUACCAGUCAUAUUGGGUUAUGGGUCAGAGCAAUGCUACCAUACCAGAUCCAUGGCCCUCUUCUUAUAACACCUCUAUUAAUAAAGACCAGCCUCUCCAUGUGAACCUCAGCAAUGUGCCCAGUAGAGUUUACAUCUCGAAUUCUCCUCCUGCCUUCUGCCCGGACUCACGCACCAAAGACUUGGACGCGAUUUUGUCAGUGAUCAGCCAGGCACAGCAGUUCAUUCAUGUAGCAGUUAUGGAAUACUUUCCUGCAUCCAAGUUUUACUACCAUAACAGGUACUGGCCCGUUCUUGAAAAUGCACUAAUACAGGCGAUGUUCGAGAGGAACGUUUCCAUGCGUCUCCUGAUCAGCUGUGGUCGUGACAGCGACUCUUCUGUACUCCCCUUCCUUAGGUCUCUCAAUGCCCUGAACACUGCGCCAGCUAACAGGAUAGCAGUGAGACUUUUUAUCGUUCCAGCGGGUAAUGAGACUAACAUACCCUAUAGCAGGAUAAACCACAACAAAUACAUGGUUACAGAUAACGUUGCGUAUAUUGGUACCUCUAACUGGUCUGCAGACUACUUUAACACUACCGCUGGUGUCGGCUUGGUGGUUUCCCAAGAUGCUUUGCAUUCCCCCUCAUCUGAAGACACGUUCCUGGGGCAGCUGACUGCUGUAUUUGACCGGGACUGGAGCUCCAGAUUUGCAGUGCCACUGGAACAACUGGGCCACAACCCUGACUGUGCUUUCUCUAAAGCUUAA
Molecule: messenger RNA, 1209 nt
Organism: Clarias gariepinus (North African catfish)
Lineage: Eukaryota; Metazoa; Chordata; Actinopteri; Siluriformes; Clariidae
Product: 5'-3' exonuclease PLD4
Exons: 8
Coding region: 1-1209 (402 amino acids)
Molecular function (GO): catalytic activity
Source: RefSeq, a predicted model, not a curated record